GCCACCUAUGCAUUAUGUUUAAAGUUGUUACGUCGUCUUGUAAUCAUUUGUCCCUCUCACUCACUGUCUCUCUCUAAUAUCAAUUUCUUCUUAUCAAUCAAGCUCCAAUUCAAAUCCUCUAGCAGAAAAUGAAACUGAAAUCAGUGUAUUUUUUGGGAAGAGCUCCAGCAGAAAUUGCUGAAUUCAAUACCCAUUUAUUACCACCAAUACCCGCCGGCUCCGGAAGAGUUGCUCCGCCACCGGGUGCAGCUGCAAAAUGCGACGGCGACGCUCAUAGAUGUCCAUGGUGGCCGUAUACAAAUUCCAACGAUUUCAAAGAGAAUACUGCCCUGAUACUAAUCGUGCUUAUCAUAGCUUUAAUCUGUGCUUUAGCUUUCAAUGCUGCAAUUCGGUAUAUCAUACGCAUGCACUGCUGUCGGCGGCGGCGCAAUUCUCUGCAAUUACCGGUGGAUCACGGCAAUGUGGAAAUGGCACAGCCAAAGACGGAUCUUAGCUCCGGUAUGGCGGAGAUGGAGGAGGAAAUCACGGCCAAGGUGUAUUCAUCAGAGACGAAGCUGGCGGGGGAAGAAGCGGAGUGCACAAUCUGCUUAUCGGAAUUUGCAGAUGGGGAGAAAAUAAGGGUUUUGGAGAAGUGCAGCCAUGGCUUCCAUUUGCAGUGUAUACAACAAUGGCUGGUUGCACACACCUCUUGUCCCACGUGCAGAGCGAGUUGUACUCUGACUUAAUGCCCCAUUUCAGUUUGUUAUAGACUUUUAGUUGAUGAAUGAAAGGUAAUAUAGUGAUAAUUUUUUGUAUGUAAAUCAUUUCUCUUUAAGUAAUUUCUAUUAUUCCGAUAUUAUAUUUGAAGGGUUAAAUAUU
Olea europaea var. sylvestris is the source of this 858-nucleotide messenger RNA. Its product is annotated as RING-H2 finger protein ATL79-like. The record is from RefSeq and is a predicted model, not a curated record. The transcript is spliced from 2 exons. Gene Ontology annotation, molecular function: transferase activity. Bases 129 to 725 code for a protein of 198 amino acids. Gene Ontology annotation, biological process: protein ubiquitination. Lineage: Eukaryota; Viridiplantae; Streptophyta; Magnoliopsida; Lamiales; Oleaceae.